Messenger RNA from Durio zibethinus, 572 nucleotides. The record is from RefSeq and is a predicted model, not a curated record. Lineage: Eukaryota; Viridiplantae; Streptophyta; Magnoliopsida; Malvales; Malvaceae.
AUGAGAUUCAAAGGUAUUUCGAGUAAUGAUGCCUACGAAUCUCUAGUCUUCUUUCUUUUAAGUAUACCCGUGCGAACUCAACCUUCUAGUAGAAUCCCAAAAGCAAGCAGCUCAGGGUUGUCGAAGUAUUCGAGGCCAAGAGCUAGUGCAGCUGAUUCAUCUCCAUUUGACUUGCCUCUCAAGGAUGAUGAUAGCCUCGUUAGCUGCUCACCAUUUUCAGUUCCCAAUUACAUGACUCCAACAGUUUCAACCAAAGCCAAGGUGAGAGCCAGCAGUAAUCCUAAGGAGAGGUUUCCUGGUACACCGGGAAGCGAGCCGAAUAGGCGGCUUUCGUACCCUUUGACAGAAGGGACAGGGUCAUUCAAGUGGAGCAACAAAGGAUCAUUGUUUUCGGGCAAGGAUUCAAGCUCUCAAAGGGGCUUAGACAAGAACCAAUCACUUCAAUCUAUAGGCAAUUUGAGUGUGGAUUCAACCGUUUCUAUGCCUGCCACAGUUGGAAGAAAGCCAUUUAACCGAUUUGUGUGAUUUAUUUUUUUUACCCUUUAUUUUUAACCUUCAAUUACUUCUUCAUU